ACGCCACAAGGCGCCUGCAGGACUAAAAGCGCCGGAAUGCGAUAAAGGAAAAACUAGGCAGCAAGUAAAACACUACGAUAAACUGUUAGUGUCAGCCAUUGUUUAGUGAAUGCACAGUUUAUACUGACGAACGGCCUGCGUAUAAGAAUCAGACCAAAGUUAUUGAAGAAUUCUGCUACACAAGGCUAAAGCUGGAUGACGUCAUCAAACGCCAUAUUUAAAAACUCUGGACUCUUUUGCGCCACCUCUUCGAAAUUGUACAGAAUGUAGUUAUUCGCAGCGUCGACUAACCGGGGACAAAAGAAUGACCUGUUAAAAAGUUUUCGAUGCUAUCGGUUCAAAAACAGCAAGAAAAUUGCUCCAGCGUUCAGCAUUAUAAAAGGAGCGGUACAGCGGAUUUUAUGCGUGUUAUGGCAACUUUACACCGGGAAAGACGGGACACCCUUGCAAAGGCGUGUGCAGAAUGGGAUAAAAGACAAGUGGGAAACGAACCGAUAGGAAAUGCUCUGUUUUCUAAAAAGUACAAGUUCACGGCGUGUCCAAUCUAUAAAAGUGGGAGCUCCACUUUUCUGAGGUCUAUACUAGAAAUGGAAGGGGUGAAUCAAACACCUAUGCAAUUUAAUGGCCUUAUGGCGGAAGGUAGGAAGAGAAGAAUCGCCGCUCUUCCAACGGCGGAAAAGAAACAAGAAAUUUGGGAUCAGUAUUUAAACGUCAUAUUGGUUCGAAGCCCUUUUGAGCGUUUUGUGUCUGCCUACACAGAUAAGCUAGUACCAACUGGUCGUGGUUACACAUACGUUUUCAAGCCACUGUCUAAAAAUUUUAGAAAUCAGUUUAUUUCAAUUCGAGCAAACGUAUCUGAACGAACAGCUAAAGAAGAACACGCCACCUUCGAAGAUUUCGUAAACCAUUUGAUCAGAAAUCAAGACGGUAGUAGAGACCAUCAUUGGAGGUCGUAUGAAGCUUGGUGCUCAGCUUGUAACCAUGGUUAUGACGUCAUAAUGAAAAUGGAAACGCUGAGUGAUGACGUACGUUACGUGGCAGAGCUUCUAGGGAUAUCCCCCGAACAUAGGAACUGGUUUUUCCCAAGUUCGAAACCUGCGACAGACAUUCAUAAAACGGAAAGGUUUUUCAAAACUGUCCCGAAAAAUUUGUCGCUAGCAUUAUAUGAAAUGUCGAAACGAGAUUUUGAUAUGUUCGGAUAUCCUAAACCAAAUUGGUUAUGGUGAUAUGGCCUCGCUUGUUUAGACACUGUGAAUUAGAUGCAUUGUAAUUAGGCUGUAUAUAUGGCGUAAACUGGCUCGGCGAGGUAGGUUUACGUUUACAACAUAAGCUAUAACCUAGAACCAAAUUGUAGGUUGGGGUAAGAUAGUUCAUGUUUUUAUUCUCUUUUAUCGUCCAAUUUGGUAGAUUAUUUACAAAAUUAUAUAACCGUAUUCUCUCGACUUUAAAAUAGCGUUAUUAACUGUUAAAAACGCGAUGAGAAAAUAUGGGAUAAUAUGCGCUAACCGUAUCUACCUUAUAUCCCAACAGUAGUAUAUUUUGACUUCAAUGAUAAAAUCGUAUAUAGCACUUUACAAUGAUAUUUUUUUGCUUAUAAAACCACUUUUAUUUCCAUUGCUUCUACACUUUGCUUUUGCACGCUUCAAACGCUUUUAAUAAUUGCUUACACGCUCGCCUGUAUAUAACAAAUUAAUCAUUGGGUAGCGCUUUGCCGGUUUGAUGCGCGUGCGUAUUAGACUUUUAUAGAAUGUUUAAUCAAUGUUAAUAAAUAUUUGAAUGAA
Messenger RNA from Ciona intestinalis (vase tunicate), 1781 nucleotides. The record is from RefSeq and is a predicted model, not a curated record. NCBI's taxonomy places the organism in Eukaryota, Metazoa, Chordata, Ascidiacea, Phlebobranchia, Cionidae.